AUGUUCUUUUCAACGUGGGAGACGUAUCAUACCCAUACUCUCUACCUGGGCUACUUCAACGGGCCCACCGAAGGAUUGAUAAUUGCAACCACGAUUAUCAUAGCAGCAGGCUAUUACGGACCAGAGAUCUACUCUCGCCCCCUCGCGGACGGACUCGGCUACCGGGAACAGCUCGGAGAUAUCACCUUCUUAGACCUAUGGGUCUUCGUUCUUCUCACCUCCUUCUUCACCGCUCACUUGCCCGAGUGUGUCUACAACGUGGUCCAAGCACGACGACGUCAAGGUCUACCAGUCUUGCCGAUUUUCCUAGAGUGGACUUCCAUCAUCGUUUCAAGCAUAUCAGCCAUCUCCUGGAUCUACUCCCCGCAUUCCUUCAUCCUCAAGGAUAACCAUCUAGUCCUGUUUGCAGUCACCCUGUGCUUCGUGUUCGGGCGAAUGACAACGAAAAUAAUCCUCGCCCAUCUUACCAGACAGCCAUUCCCUAACUGGACUAUUCUGAUCACACCCCUUAUCGGUGGUGCUGUCCUGGUCAACCUGCCCGUAUUCGGUUUACCAGCCAUUAGUGCACGCGUCGAACUAUGGUACCUAUGGGGCUAUCUUGCUUUCGCGUUUACUGCAUACAUGCACUGGGCCUUAUACGUUAUCGGCCGCAUCACGACAUUCUUGGGCAUCAACUGCUUGACGAUUAAGCAUCGCCGCUCAUCGCUGAAUGGUCCCGUCCUCGGUAACGUUACCAACAGCAAAACCCAGGCAGGAUAUAAUAAGCUAAACCUGGAAAAGCCAGUCAAGCUGAACUAA
This is a messenger RNA of Arthroderma uncinatum, 798 nucleotides long. Its product is annotated as cholinephosphotransferase 1. The transcript has a single exon. The coding region runs from base 1 to 798 and encodes 265 amino acids. Lineage: Eukaryota; Fungi; Ascomycota; Eurotiomycetes; Onygenales; Arthrodermataceae. The record is from RefSeq and is a predicted model, not a curated record.